AUGGCCAAACCUCGUAUGCUUUCUCAUGAAGAAGUCGCUAAAAUGCUAAAGACACAAGUUCCGCCUUCUGAAUGCACGCAGAUAGAAACCAUGCGCUAUGCAGUCCAAUCGGUUUUAAGCGUUCCUUUUGCUCCCGUAUCAAUGAAAGAUCGGUUAGUCCGUUUUGGCAUCAGUGAGUUUGAAGCUUUUCAGCUAAUUAACCACCCGCCAGCUAAGAUUCUUGAUUUGUACGUUGUAGUGGAAGAACUAGAAGAAAGACUUUCUACUGAAGUUGUUGAGGAGAUUAUUAAGAUGUUCUCUGCUUAUGUCGAAUAG
Nematocida homosporus is the source of this 315-nucleotide messenger RNA. RefSeq lists its product as uncharacterized. The transcript has a single exon. Bases 1 to 315 code for a protein of 104 amino acids. Gene Ontology annotation, molecular function: nucleotide binding. Gene Ontology annotation, cellular component: RNA polymerase complex. Gene Ontology annotation, biological process: DNA-templated transcription initiation. Lineage: Eukaryota; Fungi; Microsporidia. The record is from RefSeq and is a predicted model, not a curated record.